Messenger RNA from Prunus armeniaca (apricot), 2034 nucleotides. Lineage: Eukaryota; Viridiplantae; Streptophyta; Magnoliopsida; Rosales; Rosaceae. The record is from the annotation of a GenBank genome assembly.
AUGUUACCUAGGGUACUUUGCAAUCUCUACAACUUGCAGACAUUACUAUUGUCAAAUUGUUCCUCACUCCUUGAAUUGCCUGUAGACAUUAGAAAAUUGAUUAAUUUACAGAAAUUGACAUUGGGCGGUUGUAGUUCUCUUAAUAAAUUGCCUGCAGGCAUGAAGGAGUUGACUAAUUUGCAUCAUCUUGAUGUCAGUGGAACUAAAAUUGAAGAGAUGCCGGUGCAAAUGGGUAGACUGAAAAGUUUGAGAACAUUGACUGCAUUUGUUGUGGGCAAAUCUACUGGGUCAGGCAUAAGAGAACUGAGGGAGUUCCCGCAACUUCGAGGAAAACUAUCAAUUUUGAAGCUACAAAAUGUAGUUGAUGCGAGGGAUGCACUGCACGCCAAUAUGAAGCACAAGAAAGAUCUCAAGGAGUUAGAGUUUUCAUGGGGUGCGAAGGAUGCUGAUGAUUCCCGAAAGGAGAAAGAUGUACUCGACAAGCUCCAGCCUUGUGUGAAUUUGGAGAAAUUAACCAUCAGAUUCUAUGGUGGAACCAAUUUUCCGAAUUGGUUAGGAGACUCAUCUUUUUCUAACAUACAAGUCAUGCAUCUCAGUGACUGUAGUUAUUGUUGGUCGCUCCCACCAGUUGGGUGGCUACCGGCACUCAAAGAACUCUGUAUAGAAAGAAUGAAGUUUGUGCAGACGAUUGGCGUUGAAUUCUAUGGCAGAAAUGGAGCUAAUCUGACUCAGCCAUUUCAAUCUCUGGAGAAGCUGGAGUUUAGGGAGAUGCCAGAGUGGGAGGAAUGGGUUCCAAGUGGAAGUGCAAGUGGAGGUGAAUAUGGUCCAGACUUUCCUCAUCUCCGGGAGCUGAUUCUAAACAAGUGUCCGAAGCUGAGAGGAAGUUUGCCUUGUGAGUUGCCUUGCUUGAAGAAGCUUACGGUGUAUGGGUGUGACGUUUUACAUGAUGGAAGGGCCACUACCACAACUACCAAUAGUCUUAACUAUAAAUCUCUUGAAGAAUUGGAUAUAAGUGGUGGAUGCCAAACUCUGUUAUCAUUAUUAGAGACAAAGCUCCUGUCCCGACUUGAGAUUGAAAAUGUUGUUGACGUACAGUGCUUGCCCAACUGCAAUCGUCUUCAAAGUUUGACUCUUCGGAAUUGUCCAACGCUGUGGUCUUUCCCUAAAGAUGGCCUACCCACUACAUUGACAUCACUUACUAUAUGCCAUUGUAGGAGAUUAGAAUUCCUACCUCAUGAGAUGUUGGCCAAAUUAACAUCGCUUGACUCUUUGCGUAUAAUAGAGAGCUGUGAUUCAAUGAGGUCCUUCCCGUUGGGCAGUUUUCCCAAAUUGACGAAGCUUCAAAUUUGGGAUUGUGAGAAUCUGGAAUCCCUUUCCAUUGAUGAGAAUCUCAGCCAUCUCAGUUACUUUUUUGUCCAGGGAUGCGCGAAUUUGAAAUUCCUCGAACGCCUUCACACCCUCACAGCCCUUCGAUCUUUGUCGAUUUCGAAUCUUCCCAAUCUGGAGUCAUUUGCAGAAGAUGGGGGUUUGCCUCCCAACCUCCGAUAUUUUUACAUUCGGAAUUGUAAGAGACUGAGGGCUUCAUCAGUGGGAGAGUACUGGGGUUUGCAAGCACUUGUCUCCCUUGAACAAUUUCAUAUAAGUGGAAAUGACCGUGUCAUGGAGACGUUGCUCAAGGAACAGCUGCUCCCUACCACUCUUCACACUCUCAUCAUCUAUUCUCUAUCAACUCUGAAAUCUUUGGACGGAAAGGGUCUUGGACACCUCACUUCUCUUCAAGAGCUAGAAAUUACAUUGUGUCCAAGUCUGGAAUUCCUGCCAGGAGAGGAACUUCAACACCUCACUUCUCUGAGUAUUAUUUGGUGUGACAGUCUCCGAUGCUUGCCAGAAGACAGUUUGCCGCCAUCUCUUCAAAGGCUACAGAUCCACGGAUGUCCUGCUCUGGAGGGAAGGUAUAAUAAUAAGACGGGACAAGAUUGGGCCAAGAUAUCUCACAUUCCUUGCAUCGAGAUAGGCAACCAAGUGAUCAUAUAA